GUUGGGCCUUGGAGCCCUGUAUAUACACUCAAAAACCCUAACUACCCCAUUUGAGCUUCUUCAGACGCCGAGAAUCAAAAGUAACAUCAAUCUUUGCGUCGACAAUGUCGCUAGUGGCGAACGAAGAAUUCCAGCACAUAUUGCGUGUCCUGAACACGAACGUGGAUGGGAAACAGAAGAUAAUGUUUGCCCUCACGUCAAUCAAGGGUAUUGGGAGGCGAUUCGCUAAUAUUGUUUGCAAGAAGGCCGAUGUUGACAUGAACAAAAGGGCUGGUGAAUUAUCUGCUGCUGAGCUGGAGAACCUCAUGGUUAUUGUUGCUAAUCCUAGGCAAUUCAAAAUUCCUGACUGGUUUUUGAAUAGGAAAAAGGAUUACAAGGAUGGCAGAUAUUCUCAGGUGGUUUCAAAUGCAUUGGAUAUGAAGUUGAGAGAUGACUUGGAGCGAUUGAAGAAAAUCAGGAACCACCGUGGUCUGAGGCACUACUGGGGCCUCCGUGUUCGCGGCCAGCACACCAAGACCACAGGUCGUAGAGGAAAGACUGUUGGUGUCUCUAAGAAGCGUUGAGCCUUGGAUUGUUUUUGCUUUGAACAAUUAUAUAUUAUGAUGAAACACAAGUCCUUUGCAGUUAAGAAGAGUCAGAUUUUUUUAUGCAAAUUUUCUUAUAUUGGUUGAAUUUCAAAUCCAAAAUCUGCAGUCUUUCUAAUCAACCACCUACCAUGGUGAGAUCUUAUGUGAAGGAUUUAGAUUAUAGCUACAUCCGUGGGUGAGAUAUCACCAAAUUAGCAUGAAUUGAUAUUUAGCAUUUCAA
Molecule: messenger RNA, 807 nt
Organism: Vitis riparia (riverbank grape)
Lineage: Eukaryota; Viridiplantae; Streptophyta; Magnoliopsida; Vitales; Vitaceae
Product: 40S ribosomal protein S18
Exons: 4
Coding region: 105-563 (152 amino acids)
Biological process (GO): translation
Cellular component (GO): small ribosomal subunit; cytosol; ribosome
Molecular function (GO): RNA binding; structural constituent of ribosome
Source: RefSeq, a predicted model, not a curated record